GAAGACUGACAACGUGGUGGGCAGACAUUUUCCCGUGGUGGUUAUAUAUAUGAAGAUGAAACGUGCUCAGCUAGAGGACAUGACUCUUGCACAACUCGAACAAGAAGCAAGAAAAUUUCAGUUACAAGUUUCAAACAAUAAAAACGAGAUAAUUGACGCAAUCAUGUCUUACCUGGAGCAGAACAGCUUGCCGAUACUGGAUUCAGAAAGUGGCGAGCAAGCUGAUAUAGAACAAAGCGUAGAACAAGAAAACACACCUAAAGCAACAUCGGUGGAUUCAAAUAAUGAUAGUAAUAAUUCUCUAACGGCGUUCCUAGCUACACUUACCUCCCAGAUGCAGAAUCAUAAUCAACAAAUAUUAGAGCUGUUCCGGCAAAUUCACCAACAGAUGAUGCAGCAUGAACAAUCAGUAGUUCAGCAGGUGUUUACGUUUUGUAAUACGAGAGGCACGCAAGUUCCUGUUAAGUCGGUAGAAUGUGACACGGUAUCAGCAAGUUCUAAAGACUUGCUACUCGCCUCGCUUGGAUUCGCAACUACAAGUCAAACUAUCGUUGAAUCAUCACCGUCAGCAAAUCAAGUAUCUCUAUUGGCGCAGCACAUUCCAGAGUUUGGUGGUGGUGAAGAAGAAAAUGUGGUUGUGUGGAUACAGCGCGUCAAUGAGGUAGCCCAAUUUCAUAGAAUGACCGACGACAUUACGUUAUUAGCAGCUUGCAGUAAGCUGGUAAAAGCGGCUGAAAAUUGGUACAAGACUCAAUCAGGUUCAAUGCUAAAAUCGUGGGUUGAAUUGCAAGCGGUGUUACAAAGAAAUUUUGGACAAAAGGUAUCUUUUGGCAUCCAAAUGCAAAAGGUCAAAGCCAGACAAUGGAUCCAUUUCAAAGAAUCGUUCCAGCAAUAUGCGACUGAGAAACUUGCUCUAAUGCAUAGUCUCAACUUGUCGUUACAAGAUUCUAUUGAUUUGUUAACAGAUGGAAUUACAAAAGCUUCGUUCAAAGCCACAGCAUCGAUGAUGACAGAUAUUUCAAUAGAACAGUUUGUAGAGAAAAUGCAGCGAUUUACGGAAGCUUCUAAUGAGAUAAAAAGAUCAGUAAAUGAUUUCAAAAUCAAAUCAAAGAAUCUUCCCUGUACAAAUUGUGGAAAAACAGGACAUUUCGAGAAGACUUGCUGGGUUCCAAAAGUCACUUGUUUUUUCUGCAAGGCGAAGGGACACCGAAAACAGGAUUGUCCAAAAUUGAAAAAGCAUAAACCAGUAGUAAUGAUGCAACCAACUGCAACCAACUACAAUUUUGUGACGCGGGGUCUGGAGAUAUCAUCCGUUAUGGAAAAUAGGAGUAUUACAAUAAGGUGCAAUCAUAUGGAAUCAGAAAUAGCGGAAUCGAAUAAAAAUGGAAGAAGCAAAUGGUAUACAUUAAUCAAUAAAAAAAAAUACAGAAUCUAG
Molecule: messenger RNA, 1435 nt
Organism: Trachymyrmex cornetzi
Lineage: Eukaryota; Metazoa; Arthropoda; Insecta; Hymenoptera; Formicidae
Exons: 3
Coding region: 50-1435 (461 amino acids)
Molecular function (GO): nucleic acid binding; zinc ion binding
Source: RefSeq, a predicted model, not a curated record